AGUUUCUGCUAUGAAAAACUUUCUAUAUUCGAUUUUCUUGCUUUCUCUCUUGGUGGCUUUCCUUGGAACACCAACGGAUGCGCAUACUUUUGACUGCUUCGAUUGCACAAUUCCUCCGGUUGAGGAUGAAAAAGCUGUUGAUCAAUACCACCAAAAGUAUGAUAGACGUGGGAAAAACUCGCUGCACAUUGAUAUUAACGUCGAAAAUUAUUUGAAGCAUCAUUACAAUUAAAUAAUGAACGUUU
Molecule: messenger RNA, 245 nt
Organism: Caenorhabditis elegans
Lineage: Eukaryota; Metazoa; Nematoda; Chromadorea; Rhabditida; Rhabditidae
Gene: Y75B12B.13
Exons: 2
Coding region: 11-232 (73 amino acids)
Source: RefSeq, marked reviewed